Dermacentor silvarum is the source of this 13497-nucleotide messenger RNA. It is a transcript of the gene Fife, whose product is annotated as protein piccolo-like. Gene Ontology annotation, molecular function: small GTPase binding; transmembrane transporter binding. Gene Ontology annotation, cellular component: presynaptic membrane; cytoskeleton of presynaptic active zone. The record is from RefSeq and is a predicted model, not a curated record. NCBI's taxonomy places the organism in Eukaryota, Metazoa, Arthropoda, Arachnida, Ixodida, Ixodidae. Gene Ontology annotation, biological process: regulation of membrane potential; calcium ion-regulated exocytosis of neurotransmitter; regulation of synaptic plasticity.
CGGCCGUCGGCGCAAGCGCCCGUGUGUCGUAGGGGGCAGUAGUAGGGACCCGGCUACGUGUUGCACAUCACGACGGCGGCGACGGCGGCGGCUGGAUGAUGUGGCGGCGAAGACGACAUCACACGGACACAGCCACGAGUGGCCCCGGGAGCGGCGGGCAGGUCUGAAGCCAGCGACACCAGCAUGAGCCGAGUCCCAUGACGCCCACGCGUCUAGACGAUCUCAACAUGAUUUCUAACAACGUUAUGUCCUUCGUCAAGAAGAUGGUGAAGAGCGGCUCGGACGAGGACGGCAUGCGGCUGGGCAGCAAGUUUCGCGCCACCGUGGCCGGCCUCAGUCCGCGGGCGUCACGCGCCGACCUCGGCCACCUGACGCCCGAGGAGCGCUCCAUCCUCGCCAGGGUCUGGCAGAAGGAAGACGAGUUCGAGACGCUUGUCAAGAAAGCCCAGACGCCUCCGCUCACGCCGCCCACCUCGCAACCGACGUCGACGGCCACGUCGACGCCGGACAAGUCGUGCGACAAGGUGUUCCCGGGCGUCGCGUCGGUCAAGAUCGGCGCCGGGGUGCCGAGCGCCGCGGCCGGGGCCAACAACCCCGCCGCGCCCGCUGCGGCGACGCCUCCUCCGCCGCCCCCGUCGAAGCCGUGCCGCAUCUGCCGCAAGGGCAUCCAGGCGGGGGAGCCGUGCCACACGUGCGACGAUUGCAAGCAGCUGGUGUGCGACGACUGCGCGUCGUACUCGCGAGACCCCCAGCACGCCGUGUGGCGGUGCUCGUGCUGCCGGCGACGCAUGAGCCACGAUCGGCUCGGACCCCCGCCCGGGUCCGGAAUGCACAGGGUGCCCUCAGUGCGUCGAAUGACGGAGCGAAUCGUGCAGGACAGUGGUGGCCUAGGUUGCAGCACGGGCCCCAGGGGAAGCUUCAUGCUCAGUGAGCCCCUCAAGGAGGCGCUCCGUCUCGAAAUGCAGAUGCAGGUUGACGGCGGCUGCCUAGCUCCGCCGAGCGCCCGCACCAUCGUCAAGCGUGGCUCGUACGCGGGCCAAACCGAGUGGCAGCGCAACGGACUGCGCUCCUCGUCUCCCGAGCGACGUCACAGCUACCAGAAGCCCGCGCCGGGUGCCGACCGGGACGCCUCGUCGGACUCCUCCCUCGAGGACGACUACCUGCCCCGCGCGGGUCGCCUUCGUCGCAAGUCGCGCCUGCAGAGACACAAGAGCCGCGCAGCGGCAGACGAGGAAGACUCCGAGGGCAACGAGUGGCGCAGCAACACCUCCUCUUCCUCGGCGCUGGACAGCCUGGAGGCCGACGGCGGCCCUCCUCCCGCGCCGACGCACCCGUCGUCUCACCGCGGCAGCACGGCGAGCGGCGGCCGGCUGGGCGUGCUGACGCGCUACAGCUCGGAGAGCUCGGACGUGAGCGACCUGAGUGGAGGCCGGGCUGCCCCGGAGAGCUCGCCGGACGAGCGCCGCAGCAUCCCGAGCGUGACGGUGGACGCCAUCGGGCUGCCGCCCCCGUCGGUGGGCCUCUACGAGGAAGUGCGUCGGUGCUCCACGGGCAGUGCCUUGCCGCGCAUGCCCAUCCCGGAGAACCAGCUGUGCCUGUUUCCGGGCGCCCCCCACGGCACCGGCAGCACUCACUCGCUGGACCUGCCCCGCGAGGAACUGGGCAAACCCGAGCGGAGGGCCUCUGCUCCCGAGGGGGACAACAUCAAGAUCGUCAUCGACGACGUCGACUCGCAGGGACCGCCGCCCACACCCCUGCGCAAGAGAGUCCUCCUGCAGAGGGACCCCGCCGACACAGGCGCGAGGACCCGAGGGUUUGGAAUGCGGGUGAUGGGCGGCAAGAAGGCCCCGGACGGCCACCUGUACGCCGCGGUGGCGUGGGUGCUGGCCGGCUCGUCGGCCGACCUGGCCGGCCUCAAGCAGGGCGACGUCAUCCUCGAGUGGAACGGCACCUCGCUCGUCGACCGCUCGUACGAGGAAGUGUGCGCCAUCCUCGACAAGUCGCCGCACAGCGUCGAGCUGGUCGUCGAGACCGGCCGGAAGAUGAGCAACCGCGAGCUUCGCGCGUCCACGGGCAACAUCCCGUCGCGCAAGUCGUCCACCUGUUCCAUGGGCGGCGGUGAAGGGGCGGCCACCCGCCGCAAACUGCCGAAGACGCCCGACGAGAUCUGCAACAAGGCGCACGUCCAAGGGGAGCUCGGCGUCCGCCUGUGGUACGACGGCACCGACUUGGAGGUUACCGUGCUGGGCGCACGUGGGCUGCCUCCUCGACGUUCGUACGUCAAGCUGCGACUGCACGAGCCCGGCUCGGGCCUGCGCGGUCCGGCCAUGAAGACGCCCAUAUCGGAGCCUGUGACCAGUCCGGAGUGGAACAAGACGUUCGUGUUCAGCUCUCUCGAGUCGCUGGAGGGCCUGUUCCUGGACCUGACGGUGUGGGACCACCGGCCCGUCGGCACGAACGCCUUUCUGGGAGAGUUGCAGCUACCCCUCGACAGGUCGCCCCUCAGGGACACCCCCGAAUGGCUACCGCUGUCCAGGGGCGCAGGGGGCGCGGGACGCAGCCAGUCCCAGGAACUGCCACCCGACGACCUCAUCCGGAGUUCGUCCAUGGACUCGAUGCUGCUGCAUCCUGACGACGCGUGGCAGGGCAACCCGGUGGAACGGAAGUCAUCGGCACCGUCCGUCUACUCUGUCUCUCCGGGAGCUGGUGGAAAGAACCGCCAAUUGCUGGCCCAGGACAGCCUGCCAGAGCUGUACGCGUCUUCGCCUACGCAAGCUCCGGAAAGGGCCAAGAGCGCCAGUUUCAAGGUUCGCCGAAACGUCAAUCUUCCGGACACAGCAGCCAUGGACGAGAGGCGGUCGCUUCCGAGGCGAAAGCUUUCACGGACGGUGAGCCUCAAGUCUGAGGAGAGAGUCAACCACGUUCCAGUCAGCAAAGGGGGCAACGACGGCGGUGACAGCAGCUCCGGCUCGGAUCGCUGUCUGCAGGAAGUUGGGCCCGGCCAGAAGAACUCCCGGCGAGACCUGGCUCGCCUCGGAGAACUCAAGCUUGGCUUCAUCAUGACAAAGGGUCAGCUCGAAGUUGAGGUCGUCUGCGCCCGUGGACUGCCUCUCGGCUCGGGAGGAACGCCACCCGACACGUACGUGAAGACGUACCUGAAGGAGGGCGACCGCCAGAUGCAGAAGCGCAAGACCCGCGUCGUCCGCCACUCCUGCGAGCCGCAGUACCGCCAGACGCUCAAGUACCGGCCUGCCGACGUGCUGGGUCGCUCCCUGCUCGUCACCGUGUGGGAGCGGGCCCGGGGCUUCGACCACAACCAGCCACUGGGCGCAGCCCUGGUGCAGCUGGACCGCCUCGAGCUCAGCCGGCUGACGCUCGCCUGGUACGCGCUGCAGACGCCCGCCGGGCCGGCGUCGGCGUCGGGACCCCGCGGUAACGGCGAGGAAGACGACGACGAUGACGACGACUCGCCGUGAACUGACUGACCGCUCUGUGCGUGCGUGUGUCUGUGUGUAUACGUGCGCGUGCGAGCCACGCCGUCACCCGCUUUUCGACCGACAGGGUCGCACGAGACGGGGAAAUAAGCGCUCCAAGCGCGCCACCGCUGCAUCGACGUCCGCCGUCUAUUCGUUUUCCCCUGCAAGGUUUAAAGCGAAAGAGGGAUGCUGCGCUAUAGUCGGCGCUUCGUAAGCAGUCACACGUUGUGGCUCUUGCGGUAUAGGACAAACUAUCGGAGCAGGGGAAUAAAUUAAAGUCGAGGGUUCCACGAUAAUUCGGUAACGCAGUGAAGAUAAGGUUCCAGACAUUGACCAAGUCAAAAACGGAAAAGUAUAGAAAGUUUGCAUUGACGUCAUCGUGGCCGUCAUCUUGGGGUACUGAAAUGUCUGUAAGAUUCGUAAACGAAAAACGUGACCGCAGGAACCAGCGCGUCUUCAUGCAUCGAGCGAGAUAAUGUUAACAGUGAUAAUGCGGUGACAAAACGGCCGUCAUCAAAAAGAAAAGCAACGUGCGCGUGAUAUUAUGGUGCGCUGACGUCACCGUGGCCGCCAUGUUUGGCUACCAGCGCGCUGAGAAGCUCAGUUCGUGACUUCGCGUGAAAAACUAUCUAUAGUCUAUUUUUCCAUCGUUGAUUUGGUCAAGACUCUGAAACGUCUCCAACUUGUGGCUUUUCAUCUGUGGCUUGUUCAGAGCUCCGAGGCGUCUCUACUUCAGCGUUGACUUGGUCAGUGGCCGCACCUUCAUCGCCAGGAUUUACACUACGUCCUCGCUUUGUUGUCAUUUGUAUUUUUGCGCUACUUGCAAAAGUCUCAAGGUCGAAAGGACUCUGCGUUAUUCUUCGUUGCCGAACGGCUGCCUUCUUUGCUCCCAAGGCUUUGACGGAAAGGCUAUAAAAGGAUUGUUGCGGAAGCGUCUGGCUAUUCUCUGGCUCGCUGUCUGCCCUUCAUCACCGAGAGGGAAACAAUAGCAGCGCCACCAAACGGCAAACAGAGGUUUCACUCUAAGGCUGUAAAAGGCGCUUCGCUGCAGCGGCAAUCGAAGGUACCGUAAGAGUCGACGACGUUCGCUCUCCCCACGCUCCCUGGCGUGUCUGUAAACUGUAAGCUGAAUGCAUCGGUUUCUACGACGCCUUGGGAAUCGGAAAGCGAUUUCGCGGCAUUGCGGCCCGUAAACGAAACUAUAGCACACCUGGAACACAUCGAUAACCGAGAAUGGGGUUUACCGAACACCAUCUGCCAGGAAUUGGUUGGAACCUUUUGAGAGACGGCCUCCUCCUUUUGCAACCGCGCGGGGAGAAGCUGGCGGAAGAAGUUGACGACGGUAGUCGGCCAUUAACGUAAGGGUGUUUCACCGCACAGCAUUAAUGCAUUACAGGGUUUGCAUUGCGCGCAACGGAUCGAGUAACACAGGCGCAUCUUAUUUUUUUUUUCCAUGGUGAUAAGAAGAAAGAUAUUCGUGGCAAAUGACGGAUCACUGACGAGUGUACGAGAAUCUUGUUGCCGGGGUGUUAUGACGUAAUGAAAUGCUUAUACUGGAGAAGUGUGCCGCGAGCAGCUGUCUCUAUCGGAACUUAGAACUGGCCGACAGGGUAGUAUAACCUCUUGUUAUACCGAAGGCUAUUUGAAACUAUUUCUCGACAAUACGUAUAGUUGAGGAGAAAACACUGUCGCUGAAGAGGCCUUUUUUUUUUCUUUUCCGUGGCAUUUGGUCCCCAAGACCGUUACACCUCACUUUGCAGAAACACUGGAAUCGCAAACCUUGGCUAAAACAUCAAUUAGUUUACUAAUUUCAGAAAGCCACGUUCUGCAAGAAAGAGCAUAGCCUUGGAAAGAAACAUCUGUUGAAGUAAGCGCUUUCCAAAAAUUUAUGCGUAAUAGCAUUCACCUGUUAGGAAUACUUAUUUUCGUGUUAGAGCAUUUGACUGUCGGGUUUCUUUCGCGCUUAAUAUCGUGAAUAAAAUGUUUUGCACAUGCUGGCCGCAUAGCCAGCAUUGCCUCUAUUUAUUGUUUUAGUGCGUGGAACGAAUACAGAUGCGGAAUCUAGCGUUUUAAUAACGUUUUAAUAAUAUCGGUUUGCUAAGCAAAAAAUAGACCUGAAUAUUGAGCCCGUAGCGACAACACACAAAAUCUGUGAGUUUGAACGGUGACCGCGUCUAUGAAUUCCAUCUAGCCGUUAUCAUUCUGCGCAUCUAAGCGAUAAGUACGAUGUGGUGUGAUGAUAGGUGCUCCAAAUCACCGACAAGCGCUCUUCAAGCAAGAAUUAAUAUGCCACGAUAAUAACAUGGCUGGUAAUUUGAGUGCCACACAUUAUUUUCUUUCCUCAGCUCGUAGUUCGAAGGCGUGGAGAGGCUACGAUCGCUGACGUCUUAGUACGCCAAAAAAAUUAUGUGGCCUGGACGCUCACGUGGCUCGUAAUGUUGCCAACGCACACCGACUCAGCGGCUAUUUGCCCGGGAAUCUAAGCAUCUGGCCGAACGCAAGCGAUGAUAGCUAUAGCACAUUCAAAGUCAACACGUCAUGUCGAUCGCGGCACUUAUACAAGAGAGCCCCGUUGUCGUCAAUUCUACGAGCCUUCGAAGACAACUACGUCAUCGGAGGCUGUCGAGCUUUCGUGGGAUUCGACUGCCUCGUCAUCGCAAAUCGACUCAGUUUCUCCAUCAGAACUCGUCUCAGAACGUGACAGCGUAAAGCAGCAACCACGCCUUGUUUGUAUAAAGCGGCAAGGAACUGCAACUUUUGCCCUUCGAGUGCUUCAAGGACAGAUCGGCUGCGUGACACGUGGUUACGAAGUCAGCUAUACGCAUGGCGCGCGCGCAUAACUGAACCGACUCCGCGUGUGCUCUGUGCAAGUGUUCGUGCGCGAGUGCGACAACGCAAGUCUGUGGUACAUUUCCCGACACCUGUUGAUACUGGCAUGCGUGCUCUCAUACCGUCGUGCGGUGCACCGGCCGCCGAUUAGGGGGAAAGCAACCGCCAUAACCCUUCUGCAACUUCACCAACUUGGUUGUGUGUGUGUACGUUGUCGUGUGUGUGCGUGUGUGUGUGUGCACGCGUCCUGAAUUUCAGCCUUGCCUUGCCCGCCAGUUAUGUCUCCCACUUCGUAUUAUUACGGCGCCCACACCAUCGCGGAAAUUUCCUGUUGAAAUAUCGUCAAUGGGCGGGCUGUGUACAUAGCGAGUUCCCUUACAAAUGUGGAUUUUCGCAGUCUAUAGACCAUCUGCAGGCCUCUCGUAACUGUACACUGUACCUUCCUGAUGACUUGUACCUUCGUCUAUACAAUAUUUAUACACUGAGUGUCGACGGUAUUCGUUGACAGUCCCGUCUCCUUUGGUCUAUGUGUGAUUCAUAGACGUCCAAAAAGCAUUGGUUGCGGAAUAUCUACAGACAAUAGUCGAGAAUAAGUGUAAAACUACAAGUCUACAGGCUGACUGUAUGUUAAUCCAUAGACUCUAUCACAAAGCGUGUGUAGACUUUCUAUAUACUGCCUGCACUAUUUUUUAAGGGUAAUCCGGACGUCAGUGCCUUUUCGUUUCAGUUAUUGGUAUCGCAGUCCCGUAAACGAUGACACUGCACUCUGUACGGCUUAGAAAGCAAUGCCUAUCGCAAUAUUCGCCUUAUAACACGCCACUGCUACGAAGGGUAUAGAAAUCAGAGGUGAAGAAAUUGCAGCAGUUAUAGUAUUGUUGUCCACAGUGCACAUAACAACGUCGCGGUUCCCGCUCAGCUUCGGUAAACUAAUUUCUUCGGCGCGGUUAUGCGACGAACGAGUUGUGCUCGACCUUAUAACUAACACAUAACAAGAGUUCUUACCAUACCAUCAUACCAGUCGCUAAUCUCGACACCAAAGAACCCCCGAGAAACUGUUGAGGGUAACAUUUCGCUUCCCCUGGCAAUCGGAUAGGCAUCUUUCUCCCGGUAAAUGCAUCACAUUCGGUGACCUCGUUUAGUUUACUUCGUCUACAACAGGUGGCGCGGCAAUUCGUAAACCUCCCGCAUCUUACUUUAACAGGCGCGUCAAAACUUUUGACACGCGGCGAACACACGGGGCUCCGCGACUGGUGUGACUAAAGAACUUGACGGAGCACUCGAUGUGCCAAGGCUAAAGCCAAAAAUACUAGGCCCGUUUCUCGCAAAACUUCCUUUAUGUAAGAGCGCUUUCUCAAUGGCCGGCGUUCGAUCGCCUGCGACUCGCGAAAGGGAUCGGCUUGAUAACGACAAAAAUCGCCGCAGCGAUUUCCAAUCACCGACGUCACAGACUUAAGAGAAGUUUUGCGAAUCCGGGCCCUGAUGUGCUCAACCGAAAUAAAUGCAAACAGAAAAUUAGUAAUAGAAAGUGUAUAGAAUGGUUACAAUAAUGCACGAAAAACAGGGGUCUUUUUUCCCCCUUCGUGUUGCUUUUUUCUUUUAUCCCAAUGCUCCCUUAUCGCUGCCCCAACCGUUCUUCCCAUAUAGUUCUUUAUCGUAACAGCGCCGUGGGCAAAGGAACGUAGAUAUGAUUCAAACUGUUCCCCCGACUCUUCGAAUCAUACGCGUUCCUUCCUCUUUGAGAUACGCAUCACACCGCACAAUGAAACGCAGCUCGCAAUAUAUGUCUCCGACAUCAGUGUUCGUUGUGCCCAUUUCCACUGGAUAUAUAUGCAGCACAUGCUUUCAACUCGCUUCUGACGUUAUUUCUAUACAUUACUUCGUUUUCCUAGUGGCGCCCUCUGUCACCUAAAAGCUGGAAAUAAACCGCGCGCAAGCGAAGUGUUGACCAACCCAAAUGUGUAUAGUCUAUAAGCGUAAAGCGUCUAUAAGCGUAAAUCGUACUUAGUACCAAUCGAAGAGUGUCGAUAUCCAUUGCUUUCUUCUUUUUCACCGGACGGACGUAGACUUGCGGAAUACAGCAGUAUUGUGUAAAACCUGGUGCCUCAUUACGCUACUGGUGCGAACCAGUGACGUCAGCAUCAAGGGGUUCGCACGUUCGCUUUUUCAGACAGAUACAUAUAAUAAUGUUCGUAAGUGUGUAUGUGAACACCUUUAAUCUCGGUAGACCUCUAUAAAGUUGCGUGCUUUCACAUUCAAGUAUAACGGCCGUGUCGAUAUUCUGCAACCAUUAAUAAAGAGAAAAGCCGUGUUAGCUUCGGUGUUUCGGAUACUCUGAAUCUUAUCUAAAGGCAACAUUAGUCUAAGUAAACUUUGCAGCAGUAAUUCAGGCGGGACAGCAGUGAGAUGGCGUACUUUAUGCGUCAUAAUAAACCACGUCUGGCGCCCGAACUUACCUAUUGAUUCCUGUUGUAACGUUUCCUUAUUAAAUUAAAGCCAAAUCCAGCAUGGCUGUUUCCUUCGAGUGUGAAAACUCGCGCGCCCUGUAAAGGUUACUGUUACAAGAGUCUAUGGCGAAAUGCGACCAAAACGUAUUUUUGCUGUUCAGUCACUGCAAAGAAUUAUUUUGUGGCCCGUGUUACAGCGCAGAGAGGGGCAAUAGAAACAUGAAUAAAAAAAGAGUACCUGUGCCUCCCAUAGAGCGAGUCUGUAUAGCUUUAUUUUCAUGGCUUGUCAGAAAGCUCUCUCGGUGUGCUAAGUUCAAUCGCUGUUCGUUGUUGUUGUUGUUGUCGGUGGUGGUGGUGGUGGUGAUGCUUGACGCAAACACUGCCUCCCCCCUUCCCCCUCCCCUCACGAUAACCUGAACACACGGCUUGCCUGCAUGGCUUCUAAAUCCAUCUAAUUUACCCCAUAUUCUAUACAUCCUCUCUGUUAACGUGCUCGAUUUUCUGUGAUCGGCUGUGUGCUCGGAAUGCUUGCGUCGCUGUGGAAGUGUAUCUGAUUAGUAAUAGGCAGGCAUACUUCCCUAACCUCCUCAACGUGGCGAUCGGCCCUGUCUGAGACAAAGACGGGGACGGCGAGGCCGCGGAAUGCGUAAAUGGAGCCAAACCACAUGAGAUGUCUUUUUCCGCGUAACUUCGGCGUUAGCGCGUCUAUCGCACGCUGCGCUAAGACCACGCUGCAGACCCGCCCGAAAGGCUGUUCCGCGCUGGUCCCUUAUAUUGAGGCGAACGCCGCGUGGUUCCCAUUUCGGCCUUUAUGACAUCCUCGGCGCCCCCCCAUCCCCCGCCCCAAGAAAAAAAAAAAUAGGUCAGGAAUACGUCGCAUGUGGUUGCUCCUUUUUAACGCCUCCUUCAUGCAUCCUACUAAGGCAGCGUUGGUGACCUCACGGUAGCGUUUCGUACACGUGGUCAAAUACAAGUUAACAGUGGGCGUAUGCUCAAGUUGCAAAGGCGAUCAGCGUGCGGUCAGGUGAAACGUAAGAGACAGGUCCGGCACCUUAACGCGUGGCACAAGAGUAUGUAUUCAAAAGACCAGCGAGAGAUAGAUAUAGAAGCAAGUAACGAGAAGAAAAAAAAAAAAACAACCCGCAAAUGCGUUUUGCACUUCCUGUAAAAGACGCAAUGUCAUCAUCUUGGGCCAUAACCAAUGCGUUUUUUUUCCUUAAUCUAAAAAGCGAUACAAUAUAUUGUCGCAAAUAUUCUAGCCUAUGAAUACAUCACUUGUUCCGGCCUCACUGCGAAGAAUAUAAGCAACGUAUUCUGAUUGUUUUACGUGUUAUCUAAGUUGCUUGCUAAAGCGCAGGAACGCUUGAGCCAAUUCACUAUAGCUCAGGUCAGAACCAUCUUGUGGCAACUAGUCAUCAGAGCUUAAACAUGCCAGAUGAAAUCAAACUAGUUGAAACCUGGUAGUUUCGGGUAAAAUUAGCCAGAUAUGUACAGCCUGCCGACUGUACAGUAGACAGACGGGAUCGUAUUACUUUCUGGAAGUUCUGACAAUUAUUCUGUCUAGUAAUUGAGAAGGAACUCUCGUGUGCACACCUUUCCUAAGUUGAGAAGAACUUAUCGAGGUUAUCAAGAACUUAUAGCCUCAAUAUAUGCCGCUACUUCGACGCGGAAGCUUCAGAAACAGUUGGAGGCCCGCGCGCACAAGUCCUAUAAAGACGAGUUUGAAAGUCUAGCCGCAAAUUUCGCGCGGUUUCGUGUUGUCACGUAACGCUGCUCUCUCCGCAUGUUUUCCCACUAUGCAACAAAAGAAUAUAGAAAAAAAAGUAGAAGCAAGAGUUCAGGUGGCGUGCAUGAGCGUGCUAAAGGAAUGUCUGUAUUUCACGACCUGUCACUAAUUUAACCAGCCGCUUGCCUCCUACACUCUACCGUUUGGCAGCGCGCUCACGACGACAAAAUAAACUUUCGCAGCGCUUGCUGUGUAGGUUAGCAAGGACACUGAUCCGCGCAUGCUCACAUACCCGUGCACAGUCCGUCGAUAUCUAUAUAAACACUGUGUAUAUAAACACACAGCAAAUGCCUCACCUUGGGGUGCCGUGUUCGCAAAGAGUCGUUCUCAAGCUUUCGCAGAUACGGCCCCUGAUUCGCUGCGACCACCCACCGGCGAACGCCAGCCGCAGCGCAUCCUGCGAUGACGUAGUCGGUGCGAGCGGAAGUGACGUAAGCCUCCACGGCCGGAAGUGGGCGGAGUAUACAGGCAGCUGCAAUGCGCGGGUGAUUCUGCCGCGCCCAAAUAAUGCAACAGCAAAAGAUUCCCGUCUUGCUCACAAGCCGCUCUCGUCAAAGGAAAAUCUUGGCGACGUCGCACGCGGUCGUGUAAUUAGAAAGGUCUUUCGCGUUGCGCGACAGUCCGUAAGGCAUCGCGAAACGCUACUGACGUGCCUAAAAGGCUUGCCCGCGACAUCGCAGACGCCAUAUUGGGGCACCAUUCACGGCUUCCAUGGUGCUACUGAGAACGUAACCUGGAGAUUAGCCCGUCGAAUUAAGGCGCAGCUUUGCGACGCGCUAAUAGCAGCUCAACAUGGCGCCCGUGAUGUUAGUUUCGUAAGACUAAUAAUUUCCCAGGUGCGUCUCCACGCAUUGAUUCAUUCGGCCGUGCCAUCACGUGUGCACGACCAUGCUUACCAUCAGCUAACGACAAGCAUAGGAACAGCUUCGAUACUAGUAACCGUCACCCCAAAGCACGGAAACACAGCAAAUAGAGAAACACGUCGAGCCUGAAAGGUCGCUUUGCCCUUGCGAAGCCAGCCCCGGUCACACGUGACUUUUGAGUGACAGGGCUUUCAGUUCGCGGAGGUAUAUGACGAGCAUCCAAUUCUCUCUGGAACCAGAUUCGCCCACUUCCGGUCCGCAAAUGUCCUGCGAUGCCUUUAUCCGUGUGAUUCCGUUCACCGAGCACUGUACAUGUAAUAAUCCUUAUUUUUCCACACAUUGUACAGUUGUACAUGUAAAUGCAUUAUACACACGAGCCGGUCAUGCAGAGUAUACGGCGUACCAGGGACGCGGAGAAAACAGGUUAUAUAUCUCUCCAUAUAUAAGUAUAUACAGUGAGCGUGUACAAGCCACACGAUAUUUUCAACCUCUCUUUACAUAUAAACGUCUAUAUCGAAUUACAUCCUCUAUAUCUAUAUACACGUUCCGAGACUGUUAAACGCGGGUAUUUUUGUUUUUGUUAAAUAUUUUGCGUGUGUGCGUGUGCGUAGUGUGCACUGAACUUUUAUUGACAAGCCGCCGAGCUCUUUCGUUGAGUGUGGUGUCAUGUAUAGCGCUGGGUGUCGCACAGUGAAGCCGAUCCCUUUUCUCGCGGAAACUUUAGUCUUCGAAAUUCGCUGCAGUCAGUUGGGUGCUCGCACCUCGUGCAGACGCGAUGUCUAACGCCAAGAACUAAUUUGCAAUAAAUUCAUUUUGGUGAUGACGUAUACUGCUUUGCCCGGCGCGUCAGUUUAAAGGACGGUUCAUCGUUCGGGCACUUCCCUCAUCGCCAUGGACCUCUGAAGUUGUUUAUCGCCACGUAUAUUGUACACCAGAACAUAGCUGCCAUUGAAACCUAAAAUACUGACAGAAAUACAGGGAACGUGGGGGGAAGGAGAUUUGUUUUAAAAACCACCAUGUCCACGCCCUCAAUGCGGCAGUUAUGUUCCAUAAGAAGCCCCUGUAGCUAUCCUGGAUUAUACGCAUCCCCGCUUACAAGUUUGUUUUCUUUCCUUUUUCUUCUUUUUUUUUUUGAAGCCACAUCCAACCACGGUCUUCGUUUCAUAACUAUAGCAUUGCCCAAGUCCCGAAGUUCGUGGGCCGUACACAUGAUUUCUCCAAAUACUUUCACUCACUACUGCAUUAUUGGAUCCUGCGUUUUCAUUGCGAGUCACUGUCCUUCAAAUUGCAGCAGUGAUAAUUUUUCCGGCGUAGUGUAGCCUGAGAUUAGAUGUCAAAACUAAGCGUUACGGCAUGUUAUGUCGUAUACUGCACUCAAAUAAAUAAUCACCACGUCACGUAAAAAGAUCCUUUGAGAUUAACAGUACAUCCAUUUGGUGCAUUCGCUUCAUGACAUUGAACUAUCAAUUCACCUUAUAACAGAAACGGCAGCCGACUAUGCCGGCUAAUUAGCCGACUAUGUCGGCUAACGUUCUAUUGUAGCGAACCUAAUCAUUACGAGCCGCCACUGACGUAUACUUCACCAUUAUCGUUAUCAAAUCGGGCACUAAAUAUAAAAUACCGUAGUCCAUUGUGUCCGUGCGAGAUCUGAGCGCAAACCAUACUGUCUGGUCUUAGCAAAUAAGUCGUUCGAGAAAGCCCGGCUCAACUGUGUCCCACGUUUCUCCAGCAGCAACUUACCAGUGUGUUGUGUAUAUCAUCGUGUCAUCUGUGCGUGCUUUCUAAGUGUUGUUUGCCGUGUACCGCGAUGCGCGACGGGCGUGCGUUAGCCGGUUUUAUUAGUAACCGGUUUCCGGGUAACCGGUCACUAAUGAGGCACGGUUAUUGCUAGCCGGUUUUCGUUGUCCGUUUAUUCGUCGGUGACCGCAUGUUACAACACCACGACGCCUGUUUCUUCGGCGUAAACUGCAUAUAUGUAUCUCUGACACGUGCUGUUUGUUGAAGCAAGAGACAAUGGACGAGAGUGAGAGAAUAAAAAAAAAAGAUUAUAUAAGCGCCGUUACGAUUGAUGAUGAAAUAAAUGCGGACUAUAUGGAACG